CCUCCCUGACCUCCCUGACCUCCCACCACACCCCCAACCUCAAACAGUGGCAGCACCUAACCUACUGGAUCCAAAAUCCGCCACUCACAACAGCAAGCCCUGCCUUUCCUUCUCCGCCAAGUCAAUCACGCUGAGCCCUAGAGAGGAGUGUCAGGCCAUCGCCACGGUGAUGAAGUGGAAGACGGUGUUGGCCAUUUUCCUCCUGGUGGUUCUCUACCUGGUGGUGGGAGCUGCCGUGUUCAGGGCCCUGGAACAACCCCACGAGAGUGCUCAGCGCCUGGCCAUCUUGAAUCAGAAACUAGAGUUCCUCUCCACACACACCUGUGUCAACCACAGCCAUCUGGAGGAAUUGGUCAAGCAAGUGGUGUCAGCGAUCCGUUCAGGGGUGAACCCAGCAGGGACUCUGACCAAUCACAGCAGUCUCUGGGACCUAAGCUCCUCCUUCUUCUUCGCGGGGACCGUCAUCACUACCAUCGGUUUUGGGAACAUCUCCCCUCAUACGGAGGGAGGGCGUAUCUUCUGUAUAAUUUAUGCCUUGCUGGGGAUCCCUCUGUUUGGCUUCCUACUGGCUGGAGUAGGAGACCAACUGGGAACAAUCUUUGGGAAGGCCACCGCCAGGGUCGAGAAGAUGUUCGUGCAGUGGGAUGUUAGUCAGACUAAGAUCCGCGUCAUCUCCACCGUUCUCUUCAUCCUGUUCGGCUGUCUGCUCUUCGUGGCGCUGCCGGCGGCCAUCUUUAAACACAUUGAGGGCUGGAGCGCUCUGGAGUCCCUUUACUUUGUCGUUAUCACCUUGACAACCAUUGGUUUUGGGGACUUUGUCGCAGGUGGAUCAGAGAUUGAGUAUCUGGACUACUACAAGCCUGUGGUGUGGUUCUGGAUCCUGGUGGGGCUGGCGUACUUUGCUGCUGUUCUCAGUAUGAUAGGAGACUGGCUCAGAGUCAUCUCUAAGAAGACCAAAGAGGAGGUAGGGGAGAUCAGGGCUCACGCAGCAGAGUGGACGGCUAAUGUCUCGGCAGAGUUCAAGGAGACCAGACGUCGCCUCAGUGUCGAGGUCUACGACAAGUUCCAGAGGGCCGCAUCAAUCAAACGCAAACUGUCGACCGAUCUGGGCUUAAACUCUACCCCUGAGCUUACCCCACCCAAGAGGAUACUGCCCGUCAACUUCACAGAUGAACGGGAGAGGGAGCCGAUGUUCCCGUAUAUGACCAAAAAUGGAAGUAUUUUUCAGAAUGGGCUAGGGGGAGAGCCUAGGAGAGGUGACGUGGCUAUUAUAGAAUACCUCAAGUAGAGGUCACAAAUGUUCACCUCUGACCCCUGACCCAGCUUCAGCACAAGCCACACCCACCUGGUUACAACAACAAAUGGCAGCCAUCUUUCAGCACAGGGUGUAUGACAUCAUUAAUCAACAGCUGCCCUGAUGACAGACUAUAUAACUAUAUAACUAUAUGACUCUAUGAUUAUGAAGCGGUUUGAUUAUUAAUUACAACAGAAUCACAACAUGAAAUAUGAACUAGGAACAUAUCUUUAUGGAUCUGAAUGGAAGAGUUACAUUCAGGGAGUACAUGUAAGGUCAGGGCAAAUCUGAAUUGACAUCCUAUUCCUAGUGGACUACCUUUGGCCAUAACCUCAUAGGGUUCUGGUCAAAAGAAUAGGGUGUCAUUUCGGCCAUAGCCUUGGUUUAUGUAUCCAAUUUAUUAUGUUGCCAAUGUAUGAGAAAUAUUAAUGAGGAUGUCUAUAUGCCUUUAAUCAGAGAAUGUGUGCAUAUGUGUGAAUGGGUUCUAUGGGGUUCUAAGAGGGAACCUUUCCCCUGACUGUUAAUCAGAACCGGACCUCUUAGCUUUUUUUCUACUGAAGGAAUCACAGCAGUGUCUUAGUCCUUUUCUACCAACAGACUGUACAUGCAUGUGAAUUAACAGUGUUUUCUCUUCUCUAUUAUCACUCUCUCUCUUGUCAUUUUAAACAGCGAGACAGUUUGUAAUUUAGACUACUUGACUGUAGUCCUCUGGGCUGCUCUAGGGAUGCUGGGAGUGUGGAUCAGCAAAUGGAGUCUCCACUAUGACUGUUUCAGGGCAGACAUUUUAAGGCCAGCCACCACAGACUGAAAUGACAGUUUUGCAGCUACCUAUACAUUUUUAGAUUUGUUGGUAUUUUGGUCAAUUAAUAUUAGGAUUUUCAAAAAGUAAACAUACAAAUGUCCAAAUCUUUAUGAAAAUAUACAUUUUCUUUAGUUUAUCAUAGUACAGUCAAAAAUUUCAUGGAUUUUAACCACUUUAAAAUGGACAUAUAUCCAUAAUUUCAAAGCUCACUACAUUGAAUAACACAUCAUUUAAAAGCCCGUUUCAUAAAGAAUGUAACAAACUUUACCAUAUGUAGUAACUUACUUUGAAGAGAUGGUGAUUGGGUCUUAAUAGGUGUUUUGCGUUUGGUAGUCUAAAUUCAGUGUACUUGUCUUUAACGGCCACUUCCAGAAAGUCAGACUCUUUCCACACCCCAACUCAUUUUCCUCAGCUUCAGAAGCAUCUACAUUCACCAAAUUGUGUAUGGUUAUCCAUGGAUAUAUUCUCAGAUAUCUAUACAGGGGCGUAGGCAUGGGUGGGCCUGGGAGGGCACAUCCAAAUACUCCUCCAAAUUUCUGCAGACCCACCCAUCUGGGAGGGCACAUCCAAAUACUCCUCCAAAUUUCUGCAGACCCACCCAUCAACACAUUUCUGUAAAAUGUUACGUGCUUUAGCAUUUUACACAUAGAAAGAUGUAAAAAAGUGUUUAUCCACAAUCUGCUCAGAGUAAGUCUGGUCCUGAAGUGGCUUAACAAAAUGAAACCAAAAUAUUUAGGCUGACUUAAUCCAGUGUCCCGAAAAAUGGAUUUGCGGCAUAGGAAAAUAUGAGCGUAUUUAAUGAUAUUGCCUCAUUUGCACAUUUUAAUAUAAUGUAUAAGAAAGGUGCAAUAAAAAAAAAUAUUAUAGUUGA
This is a messenger RNA of Salmo salar (Atlantic salmon), 2967 nucleotides long. The record is from RefSeq and is a predicted model, not a curated record. NCBI's taxonomy places the organism in Eukaryota, Metazoa, Chordata, Actinopteri, Salmoniformes, Salmonidae.